Pocillopora damicornis (cauliflower coral) is the source of this 746-nucleotide messenger RNA. RefSeq lists its product as uncharacterized. The record is from RefSeq and is a predicted model, not a curated record. NCBI's taxonomy places the organism in Eukaryota, Metazoa, Cnidaria, Anthozoa, Scleractinia, Pocilloporidae.
AGCAAGCAAGGAUCAAGCCGAAUAUGGCCACAGCAGAGUACUCUAACGAACAACUCAACUACUUUAAGCUUUGCCAUAUCAUCACUGAUGAAGUUGCCGGGAGUCUGCGACUAUUCUUCAAAAAGAGGUGGAAUCGACUUUACAAAAGAAAAUUUGGAGAAUGGAAGGACUUGCAAAAAAAUGGACGGGACUUUCGGAAACGUGAACAUCCAAACAACCGUAAGAGACAUGCAAAAGAACUGGAAAUCAUAGUUAACGGAAAUACAGCUGAGUGGGAUUGCACCAAGUUGUUCUAUGCUAUCCGUUAUUCUGAUUGUAUCGGUUGGUCCCUCAAGCCCGAUCGUGUAGAAGCACUGGAGAAACUAAGAAAGGCUCGUAAUAACUUUUAUGCGCACAUUCCACUCGGCAAGAUCGAAGGCACAAAGUUUAAAGAUAUCAUUCAACAAAUUAAAGAUGCCCUCCAAGCUAUUGGUCUCUCCAGGAAGCGAAUUCAAAUGGUUUGUAAUCAGGAGAGUUUCCCCACCGAGGAACUGAACAAUGUGUUAAAAAAGGUUGAGGUACUCGAAGCUCAGCUUCGCAAAGAAAUUUCGUCCUUUUGCGUCCUUCCGCCUAAACCUUCACACGAAGUUGCAGAUCGUGAUCGCGAGGUGGCUGAAAUUGCAAAACAGUUGAAAGAGCUCAAAAAGGCCAACGAGAACAGAUUGAGCUACUUGUACAUUUCUGGAAACCCUGGAAGUGGCAAAUCU